AUGGUAGUCGGUGCUCCUCAUAUUAUUGAUACUGUCCUUGCUGGUCCGCUCAACUUUAUUAUACCACCUGUUACUGGAAAGUUUGAAAGACCACCUGAAGUACCGGGGACAAAGGAAGCACUUGCAGCUGGUGAUGCGAAUCCUUGUUGUCCAUACGGUGGUAAAUAUGUAGGCGCGGGUGUUGAUACAGACACAGGUUGGUUGACAGGAGGUAGAUAUGUAGCAGGCGGACGUGUAGGUCGUGGUUGUGGCCGAGGUGGAGGUAAAUAUGUGCGACGUGUAGGAGGAGGAGGUGGCGGUGGCGGAGGUGGUGGUGGAGGAGGAGGUGGUGGUGGUGGAGAAGGAGGAGGUGGUGGUGGUGGAGGAUAA
Molecule: messenger RNA, 369 nt
Organism: Mycetomoellerius zeteki
Lineage: Eukaryota; Metazoa; Arthropoda; Insecta; Hymenoptera; Formicidae
Product: probable H/ACA ribonucleoprotein complex subunit 1
Exons: 2
Coding region: 1-369 (122 amino acids)
Source: RefSeq, a predicted model, not a curated record